AUGUAUGUUGUUAAAAAAUACCAGACAGAUAAUUUCAAGAAUACUGGAUGUUUCAACUUGCUAUGUUCGGGUUUUGUUCAAACUAAUAAGAAAAUCUACCUUGGUGGACGAUUCGACAAUACAUCCAUCUACGGUGGAGUGAUGGCUGAAAUCACAUUUUCUAUUAUCCAGGAUCCCGACACAAAAAAUUGGUGGCUAAUUAAUAAAAAUCAGAAUAUUGGAUAUUUUCCGGCAUCUUUAUUCUCCAAUUUGACCUCUGCGGGUCAAGUUGGGUGGGGUGGUAAAACAACAACUUCUCCUGGUAGUCCUAGUCCUCCAAUGGGUUCUGGAUAUUUUCCGGAUAAUGUAUUUAAUCAUGCAUGUUAUUUUAGGCAUGUUACAUUUCAAAAUGACUCCAGACAAGACUUUGGACCUGAAGAUUACUUGGUAGAUACAUUCUCUGACAAACCUAAUUGUUACUCAGCUGAAUACUAUGGCAAUGAAAGAAGUGAUGUUGGAUAUUGUCUCCAAUUUGGAGGACCUGGGGGUAGAUGUAAUGAUUAA
Messenger RNA from Trifolium pratense (red clover), 543 nucleotides. RefSeq lists its product as uncharacterized. Bases 1 to 543 code for a protein of 180 amino acids. NCBI's taxonomy places the organism in Eukaryota, Viridiplantae, Streptophyta, Magnoliopsida, Fabales, Fabaceae. The record is from RefSeq and is a predicted model, not a curated record. The transcript has 2 exons.